Messenger RNA from Antechinus flavipes (yellow-footed antechinus), 3330 nucleotides. RefSeq names its product sushi domain containing 2 (gene SUSD2). The transcript has 14 exons. Bases 120 to 2531 code for a protein of 803 amino acids. The record is from RefSeq and is a predicted model, not a curated record. Lineage: Eukaryota; Metazoa; Chordata; Mammalia; Dasyuromorphia; Dasyuridae.
CCAGACUUUUAAGAGCCCUGGCUCCAGCCGGGAGAGGCUCCGGGGUCUUCUUUUUUCUCCUUACCUUCUUGUGUCCGCCUGCCCAUUGCUGAGGGCGGGAACACUGAGGCGAGCCGGCCAUGUGUCUUUGGUGGUUUGCGCUCCUAGCCAGCGGGCUUCUCUGGCUCCCCGCAGAGUCCCUAGACUCGUGCUCUGGGCACUGUGGGGCUUUCAGAGACAACUGCUCUUGUCACGUGACCUGCCCGUCCCUGCGCACCUGCUGUCCCGACUACAAGCAGUUCUGUCUGGAGAUCGAGCCCUACUCGGGCUCCGUGAUGGGCGGCAAAGACUUCGUGCUGCUGGGAGAGCCGUGGGUCCCCCAGGCCUCCUCCGUGGUCUGCAGAUUCCGAGAAACCAUCCAAACUCGGGGCUACGUGGAUGACAAGGGCAGGAUCCACUGUGUGUCGCCCCUCCUGUACGAAAGCGGGCGGAUUCCCUUCAGAGUGUCCCUGGAUGGCGGCAGAACGUUCCCUAGCUCCGGGACCUGGCUGGCAGUCCAUCCCGGCAAAGUGUCCGAUUCUGCCCAGAGUCAGCUGGUCAAUGACACCAAGUGGCAGUACUACGGGACCCCGGGGGUCACCGGGACCCUCACCCUCUCCUGGAACAGCUCCCUGCUGCCUGAGCCCAGGGUCAAUAUUGAGCUGUGGGGCUACCGAGAGACGGGCAAGCCCUACUCUGACGACUGGAAGGGCCAGUGGUCGUACCUCUACACCCUGGCCAGGAACUUCUCCAAUGGUCCCAACUUCACCUUCACCCCAGUGCCCGCCAAACCCCAGUACCAGGCUUGGGAAGUGGGCGCCCUGCGCAUCUCCGGGAGCAAGCACCGGGAUGGAGAGAGGGACGUCCCUGCCAUCUGGAGCAGUGAUCACGCCCUGGCCUGGCACCUGGGGGAGGACUUCCGCCGAGACUCUGCCGCCUGGGCCACCGCCAAGUGCAAGAGCUGGGUCCGGCUGGAGGAAACGCUGCCCAAUUUCCUGGAGGAGCUCGAGGAUUGUCCCUGCACUCUGACCCAGGCUCGGGCCGACACCGGCCGCUUCUUUACCGAUUACGGCUGUGACAUCGAGAGUGGCAGCGUGUGCACGUACCACCCGGAGGCCGUGCACUGUGUGCGCAGCAUCCAGGGGAGCCCCCGGUACGCGGCGGGCCAGCAAUGCUGCUACUCGGCGGCGGGCACCCAGGUGCUGACCAAGGACACGUCCAGCGGGAGCACCCCAGACCGCGGGCACGACUGGGGCUCCUACCCCUUCGGGGCGCCCCCUCGCGUGCCCGGCUUCUCCCACUGGAUGUACGACGUCAUCACCUUCUACUACUGCUGCCUCUGGUCCAAGAACUGCCAAUUGUACCUGGAUUUGCGGCCCUCGAGCGACUGCCGGACGUACCGCCCCCCCCACCUGGCCUCAGCCUUCGGGGACCCUCACUUCCUGACGUUUGACGGCGCCCACUUUACGUUCAACGGCCGGGGAGAGUACGUGAUGGUGCAGUCUGAGCUCACAGGGCUGAUGGUGCAGGCCAGGACCCAGCCACCCUCCACAGCCAGCAGGGCCCAGGCGACGGCCAUCUUGGCGGUGGCGGUGAAGGAGAACGUCUCUGAUGUGGUCGAGGCCCGGCUCGGGGGGCCGAGCGGAAAGACCCUCGAGGUCCUGCUGAACCAGGAGCUCCUGAACUUCACCGAGCAGAGCUGGUUAGACCUAAAAGACAUGUACUUGUCGGUGUCCGGGAACCGGAACGUGUCCAUGAUGUUGAGCUCCGGGGCUGGCGUGGAAAUCCAGGCGCACGAGCACUUCCUGAGCCUGAGCGUCCUUCUUCCCAAGAAGUUCCUCAACCACACUCAGGGCCUCCUGGGGACCCUGAACAACAACUUGAGCGAUGACUUCACGCUGAGGAACAGGACGGUCUUGUCCCCCAGCACCCCCCAGGAGCUGCUCAAGUUUGGCGCCGACUGGGCCAUUUUGAACGAGUCUUCCCUGUUCACUUAUGAUUCCUCGUUUCUGGUGGACAACUACCUGCAGAAGCCCAAGCACGACCCCGACUUCCUGCCCACGUUCACCCACGGGCCCCCGACCCCCGAGGUGUCCUCCCUGUGUGGGGAGGACCUCUUCUGCCAGUUCGACGCCCUCGUCACCGGGAGACUGGACAUCGGCAACGCCACGAGGGUGGCCCACGAGCAGCACCGGCGGCUGCAGCGGGACCUGGAGCCCGAGGUGUCCUGCGGCUGGCUGUCUCCCCCCGAGCACGGGAAGAAAACUGGAACCAGCUACCUGGUGGGCUACUCCGUGGAGUUCAGCUGUGAGCCCGGCUACUCGCUGAGAGGCUCCAAGCGGCGGACCUGCCAGCCCGACGGCAGGUGGUCAGGGGAGGUGCCGCAGUGCAAGCCAGCCUCGAAUAAAACUGUGCUGCUCGCAGUCAUCCUGGGAGUGCUGUGUGUGAUGGUUCUGGCUGUCCUAGGCUACGUACUCCUGAGGAGGAGGAGGAGGUCCACGGUUAUAAUGUAGAGCAGCCUGCAGCUGUGGAUCACACUCCCCAUCUGAGCACCCAUGCCCCCGAGUGCCCAUCCCCCACAUGAGCACCCAUCCUCCACAUGAGUACCCAUGCCCCUAGGUGCCCAUCCCCCACAUGAGCAGGGUGCCCACCUCCCACCUCAGUGCUUACCUCCUACCUGGGCAUCCAUUCCUAACCUGAGCCACAUCCCCCCCCAUCCUCCCCCAGCCUUGUGUCUGUUGCCAGCCCCAGCCUGACAUCCGACCUCAGUUCCCAGGAUGACGUCACUCGCCAAUCCCAAUGUGGUUUUUAUCUCGACCCCCUCCCCUUCCCGCCCCACCCCCCUCCCCAUCCCCCGUUGGAAGGAGCUGGCCUCUUUCUGAGACUCGGAAAUGAGAAGACCCUCCCCCCGCCGAAGAGGCUCCUUCUCCCGCGGGGGCUCCCCGAGCAGGGAGCCGGGCCCCCCGCCCCUCCCCCGCUGGCCUCUGCUGGCUAAGCUGUUCCUCCUCUCGGUGAAGAACCAGGACUUGGGGGGCUCCCUGGCCAGCGGAGGAGCCGGGCGGGGGCGGGGGCAGCACCACGGACCGUGGCCAGCACAGCCGGAGAGGACGGGACACUUGCCUAGGGGGCGCUGCAGCGGAUAGAGGGCCGGGAGUCGGGACACUGUGCGCCUGGAAGGGGGUCCCGCCCGGCGGGGCUGCGUCUGGGGAGGGAAAGGUCCGAUUCCGCAAGAUCGGCGUCGCUGGGAACCCGAGGCUCUGGUCACAACGGGAGCGCGCAAACUUUCCCAAUAAAGUGGUAUUUUUCCAAUUA